AUGCGUUUGAAAGUUAAUCUAAACAGAACCGUAUGCGUUAUGUAUAAAUCCUCAGUUCUUUUCCAUACGUUGCGAAUCCACACGUCAGCAACUUUACUGAAGAAGGCACCUCAAAAUCUAAAGGGAAAGCGCCCAGCCGAACAGCGAUGGAUUGUCAGGCAACUGAAAGAUCCAUUUGUUAAAGCUGCACAUGCUCAGAAUUUUCGCUGUAGAAGUGCUUUCAAAUUACUGGAGAUUGACGACAAGUACAAUAUCCUGAGACCAGGCUUCAGUGUUGUAGACUGCGGAGCAGCCCCAGGUGCAUGGAGCCAAGUUGCUGUCAACAGAGUAAACGCAGCAGGGGAAAAUCCCGAGCAACCCCGUGGAGCUGUCAUCGGUGUCGACCUCCUGCACAUUGCCCCCCUCGAUGGCGCCCACUUCCUGUCCAAUCAGGACAUCACCAGCCCGGCCACCCACGCCGAGCUUCAGAGGAUCCUACCGGGUGGCCUGGCUGAUGUCAUCCUCAGUGACAUGGCCCCCAACGCCUCUGGCUUCCGAGAAAUGGACCACGAGAGGCUGAUCUCCAUGUGCCUGUCGCUGCUAGGCCUGGCAGAUGUGGUGCUAAAGCCUGGAGGUUGCCUCGUCUGUAAGUACUGGGACGGAGGCCUCGCUCGUCAGCUUCACCAGGGACUCACAGGGGCAUUUAAAGAGGUGAAGAUAGUCAAGCCUCAGGCCAGUAGAAAAGAGUCAGCCGAACUGUUUUUUCUUGCCAGAUUGUUCAAACGGCGAUGAUGCCAGUACACGGACUGUGCAAAUGUGAAAAUCUCUAAUUUGAAACGAAUUUGUGUUACAGGCUCAUUCCAUGUCAACUCACAUGCCCUCCCCAUGUGACCCUCUUUGAUUUUUCUGAUAUUUCACAGACAGUUUUAAACUUAGGCUUUUUUUCGCACACCUCAGCUGGCAGGUGCGUCGGAGAUGGCACCAUGGGUCACUCAGCAAUAGUUUAAAGAAACUCCCGCACGCUGACCAUUUCGCUGUUCUUAAUAAACGACGUUUCGGCACUAGACCUUCAUCAGGCAAUCUCUUGAUAUUAAAGAAAGAACAGCGAAAUGGUCAGUGUGCGGGAGUUUCUUUAAAUUAUUUCACAGACAGUUACCUUAUGAUGUCAGCUGAAAGAAAACCAAGUUUCAGCGUCCUACUUCUAACGGUUUUGGAGUUCAAAGCCCUCAAAAUGUGUGUGCCACGCCCACUUUUCAAGCCCAGGAAUUGCACACAAGACAGGCUUUAAAGUUGCCAUAUGUCCUCAGUCUGACCAUGUCUUGUCAUAUUCUGUACUUAGAAAUAGCAUACCACCGGUCACUUGAAUUAUCACACUUUAUACAGAUUCUGUUUUAAAGGCUUAACAUAUCCAAAAACAGUGAAGCUAUGCUAUUUCUAAGUACAGUAUCUGAUAGACAGUCAUACUGAGGGGACGAGGCCAUUUGAAGGCCUGUAUCUGUCUUCAACCUAAAGCUGGAGGUGUCCAAAUCUGCAGGUAAAUUAUGCAUACAAUCAAAGAGGUUGGAAUUUUAAUAAAGAGGAAUCGAAACACGCCCACCCAAUGUAAAAGCGUGUACUCAAGUUGGGUCUCCUAAGGGGGCUAUGUCCCCUCCUUCUUCUUCUCUUUUUGAGGUGUUUGCACAAGACGUGGGCUAGCGCCAGUACAGCGCUAAGGGGACUCCAUUGAUUCUCAACCUCAGGACUCCGAAGGUCUCCUAACCGAAGGUCUCCUAAAGGGGCGUUCACCCGACAUAAAGUGGAUACCGGAAAAGAACGAGCCUGACUUAUCUCUCUCUCAUAUACGAUUCUCUGAUACAAUUCCUGGUCUCGAAAAGUGGACGUGGUCCUCAAACUGUGGAGGGCAUCAUCUCCAAAACCGUCAGAGGUAGAGUGCUAAAACUUGGUAUUCUCUCAGUUGCCAUCAAGAGGUAAGUUACCUCUAUGUGCAACAUCAGAGAAAUCAAAGAGGGUCACCUGGGGAGAUUUUAGGGAAUCAUGUGAAUGGACAUGGAAUGAAUGAUGCAAUAGGCUGUUUUCCAUGCUUUUCAUUAAAUGUUACAUUUCAUUCCACCUCGUUUACUCUCAUGACAUAGAGCUAUCUCCAUCAGCUGUGGGUGAACAUGGGGUGUGGGGUGUGGGGGUCCUCGUAUGUAGGCAUGUGAAAAUGCAUUCUUUGUGCAUAAUGCCUUUUCCAGACGAUCAUUGUGUGGUGAGUCAGCCCAGAGAGGUGACGGAGUGACUCACAGAGGAUCAGAAAACAAAAGCCUUAGUUGCCAUACUGUGAGCUUAUGUAACUGCGGUGGAGUUCUUUUCUCCCAAGAGUUUGGCAUGUAAAGUUUGCACUGCAGUUUUCUCUUUCAUCAGUGUUUUCUUUUUUUCUACCACUUUACUGAGUCUAGGAGUGCAGAUUCCAAGAUUGUGUAUUAUGUCAAGGCUUGCACUCUGAUACAUGCAAGGUCUUUUGAAUACAGACUUGGUUGACCA
This is a messenger RNA of Engraulis encrasicolus (European anchovy), 2502 nucleotides long. It is a transcript of the gene mrm2, whose product is annotated as mitochondrial rRNA methyltransferase 2. The coding region runs from base 1 to 771 and encodes 256 amino acids. The transcript is spliced from 2 exons. Gene Ontology annotation, biological process: RNA methylation. Gene Ontology annotation, cellular component: mitochondrion. Lineage: Eukaryota; Metazoa; Chordata; Actinopteri; Clupeiformes; Engraulidae. Gene Ontology annotation, molecular function: rRNA (uridine-2'-O-ribose)-methyltransferase activity. The record is from RefSeq and is a predicted model, not a curated record.